Molecule: messenger RNA, 578 nt
Organism: Alnus glutinosa
Lineage: Eukaryota; Viridiplantae; Streptophyta; Magnoliopsida; Fagales; Betulaceae
Product: ubiquitin-fold modifier 1
Exons: 4
Coding region: 76-375 (99 amino acids)
Biological process (GO): protein K69-linked ufmylation
Cellular component (GO): cytoplasm; nucleus
Source: RefSeq, a predicted model, not a curated record
ACCGGUCUCGCUGGUGCUCCGUCCGAAGAACGAACAAGCCCGUCGUUAUAGUAGAUUAUUCGGUUAAGUUCAAACAUGGCGAGCGGUGGUGGCGCUGCUGCUGGUGGCGGUGGUGGAAAGGUCUCCUUCAAAGUGACGCUCACCUCCGAUCCAAAGCUCCCGUUCAAACUGUUUAGUGUGCCGGAGGCAGCCCCUUUCACUGCCGUUCUCAAAUUCGCCGCCGAAGAGUUCAAAGUGCCUCCCCAGACCAGCGCUAUCAUCACCAACGAUGGUGUUGGAAUUAAUCCUCAACAAAGUGCAGGCAACGUAUUCCUCAAACAUGGUUCUGAACUACGCCUCAUACCUCGUGAUAGGGUUGGAGCUUCUGGGAUGUGAAAGCUGCAUUAUCAUGGCCUAUCCCCUCUGGUCAAUUUGGGUUCAGUUGAGUUUUUUUUUUUUUUUUUUUUUUUAAUUUAUUUCCUUCUUAAGUUAGGAGGAAUUUUAUACUUUCAGCUCUUGAUCUAGUGUAACUGACAUAAACUUUAUUUAUAGAGAAGUAAGGUGUCUACAAUAAAUGGUCUUAAAUAAUUUUGGAAGGA